This is a messenger RNA of Penicillium antarcticum, 471 nucleotides long. RefSeq names its product putative BYS1 domain protein. The record is from RefSeq and is a predicted model, not a curated record. NCBI's taxonomy places the organism in Eukaryota, Fungi, Ascomycota, Eurotiomycetes, Eurotiales, Aspergillaceae. The transcript has a single exon. Bases 1 to 471 code for a protein of 156 amino acids.
AUGCACUUCUCAACAAUCAUCGCCUCAGUCGCAGCCUUGGCCCCAUUAGCCAGCGCAGUCGGCAACGCAGUCGUAACAAACCACUGCACCUACCCAGUCUACCUCUGGUCUGUCGGCGGCAGCGUAGGCCCCCAAAAGACCAUCGCCCCAGGCGGCAGCUACACAGAACCCCUGCACCACGACGCAGCCUCAGGCGGCAUCGCGCUAAAGAUCACCACCGUGCCGAACGGCCUGUACAACGGCAGUCCGCAAACCAACCUUGCCUACACUCUUGACCCCGGCACGGUUUGGUAUGACCUGUCCGAUGUCUUUGGCGACCCAUUCUCUGGCAAGACUAUGGUCGUGCGCCCUUCUGAUACGCAGUGUUCUAAGAUCUGUUGGGCGCAGGGUGUCAAUCCUGGUGGGAGCCAAACUAAGAAUUGUCAGUCUGGUUCGAGUAUCAAUUUGAAUCUUUGUGCAGCCAAGUGUUAA